AUGGUGUCCCCGGUGCUGCAGCUGCUCCGCCAGGGCGUGUGGGCCGCGCUCACCGGGGGCUGGUACCACGACCCCGAGCACAGCAAGUUCACCAACAGCUGCCACCUCUACCUGUGGCUGUUCCUGCUGCUGCUGCCCCUGGCCCUGCACCUGGCUUUUCCUCCGAACGCCAUCACCGUGUUUCUUUACUGCAGCUCGGUGACUGCAUUCUUCACAAUAAUCAAGCUGGUCAGCUAUCGCCUCCACCUCAUGUUUGAUAAAGGAGAAGCCAUCCAGCAGCAGCCCCCGAGGAAGAAAGAAAAGCCAAGUGAAAACAGGGGGGCCCGCAGCGAGCACACCCCAAACCACAAGCCCGCAAGCAACGACAGGCCGACCAGCGACGGCAGGAAGGGGCAGGCCACUCAGAACUGCUCUACGCCCCCCCUGCGCUGCAGCUCCCGAGGGCCCAGCAUCAACUCCCACCACUCCUCCGGGCUGCUGGAGUUGCCAGCACAGGAAACAGUGGAGGAUCUCAAAGGUGUCAUUCUGGCAGAAGACCACCCGGUAGCACCAGUGUCAUCUCCCUCACCUGGUGUCAAAACAGAGAGCUCACCUGCUUCUAAAGCAUAUGUGCCAAAAACUGUGACCACACCGGCAAUCCCAAUGAAACCAGGAAAACAUGACAAAGGGAAGGGCGGAGGAGGCAAGGGGCAGCCUCUUCGCCACCGGUCCGAGGGCGGCCUGGUGGAGAGAGGCACCUUGAAGACCUUGCCGCACCUGUCCCUGUCUCAGUACGACUUGCUGAAAACAGGUGUUUCCUUCCAGCCCUGGGGAAGCGAGAAUUCAGUCCUGACCCCAGAGCCCGUGAAUUAUGCCCAGGGCUCCGUAAGGGAACAGUUGCAAAGCAGGUCACCUCAGGACAGCCUGAGCAGCAGCUGGCCCCAGUGUAACACCGUCAUCGUCCAACCCGGGCAGGAGCCGGCGGAUGCCUCCCAGCAGGUGGACGCCUCCCAGCAGGUGGACGCCUCCCCACAGGUGCACCCGCCCUUGACCCAGCAAGCGGACUACUCAGAGAGUGAGGUGGCCGUGACUCUUAUAGAUACUUCUCAGCCUGGAGACCCACUGAGUCUGCACGAACCCAUUAAAAUCGUCAUCACCAUGAGCAGUGCCCCGGGCUCCAUGACAGACUUGGAGAGCUCACUCCACCUGAAGGUGGUUGGCACCGAGAGAACAGGUUUACAGUCUGGUGCUGAGCCAGCCACCCCAGGGGGCACUAGCACCCCAAACGUGGAGCAGAGAAUUCCUGUCAUCACCCUCGAGCUGUCUGAGGACAGGGGAGGAGCCAUCAUGUGUCCCGAAGGCAGUGGGAAUCAGAGGACUCCAGAGAGACGGGUGGUGGAGGCCCCCUCCGCUCAGUGUGCUGGCUACGAGUCUGGGGAGGGGGCAAACGCCACAGAGCCCCUAGUUCCUUCCCGGGGAGACCACUGCGAGACAGCCCCCCCACACACACCCACGGUGGCCCCCGAGGGUGAGCCGGGAAAGGAGGGCCAGGCCAGCCUUGGCCCACUGUCUUGUAAGAGCGGCCACGAGAAGAGACACGCCCGGGUCCUCAGCAUGGACAGCGGGACUGACGUCUUCCUGAGCAAAAGUUCCGCAGAAAUUGCUAACGAUAAAGAGAAAGCAAUGCCGACUUCCAAAUCUGACCUCGAGGCGAAGGAGGGACAAACGCCCAACGAAUCCAACUUCCUGGAAUUUGUCUCCCUGUUGGAGUCCAUCAGCACCUCCAAGGCGGUGGCAGCCAGCGAGAGGAACGGGGCCGCCGAGCCCGGCGGAGACAGCGGGCUUCCCGGAGGUAUCUGCUCCCAGGAGAGGAAGAAUGAAAUCCUGGAAGGUGAGCAGCCCAGUGGACACAACUCCAAGCAAGGGAAGCCGGACGUCCCGAGUCAGGAGCACACGCGCACCAGCCCUGUGCGCACCGAGCCCGCCAAGAGCACGGCCCUCUUCCAGGGCAGUAGACAAAGACAAAUAAUCUACAGGGUGACUUCCCAACAAGACAGCUCUGUCUUGCAAGUCAUCAGUGGGCCUGAAACAUCCGUGCAAGAUGAGAUCUCGGUGGAUGCCAUGCACGUCUUCAUUGAUGAGCACGGGGAAAUUAGAUCCUGUUAUUUAAAAUCUGGAAAUCAGAAAGAAGGCCCUUCCCAGCACCAGCCAUCAAAUUACGACAGCUUCUCCCACGCUGGAGACGUGCAGGUCAGCUCCUCCACCACCACCUCUUCCGGGAGCCCAGAUCCUUCCUCCGGGGACCAGGCCGUCAGCGCGCUCCAGCAGCAGCUGCUACUCAUGGUAGCGCGGAGAAGCCAGCAGGAGACCCCGCGGCAUCUGAGUCAGGAGCUGGAGGACUCGUCCUGUUCUUCAGCACACGGGAAGUUUAACCGUGAUCAGUUUUACAAGUUCAUCAUUUUCCCCGGCAAGUGGAUCAAAGUCUGGUACGAUCGCCUCACCUUGCUGGCGUUGCUCGAUCGAACCGAAGAUGUCAAGGAAAACGUGCUGGCGGUGUCACUCAUAGUCCUGGUGUCGCUGCUGGGCUUCCUGACGCUGAGCCGGGGCUUCUGCAGAGACCUGUGGGUGCUCCUCUUCUGCCUCGUCAUGGCCAGCUGCCAGUACUCCCUGCUAAAGAGCGUCCAGCCCGACCCCGCCUCGCCCAUACACGGACACAACCAAAUCAUUACGUACAGCAGACCAGUCUAUUUUUGUGUGCUGUGUGGCCUCAUUUUACUUCUUGAUGCCGGAGCCAAAGCCAGGCACCCCCCCACUUAUGCUGUGUAUGGCCUGAAGCUCUUCUCUCCGGGGUCGCUUCAGUCAGCUAGGGACCUCCUAAUAGUAUUUCUGUAUUGCUUCCCUGCAAUUUCCCUCCUUGGGCUCUUUCCGCAGAUCAACACUUUCUGCAUCUAUCUCCUGGAACAGAUCGACAUGCUGUUUUUCGGAGGUUCUGCCGUUUCUGGGAUGACAUCGGCCGUUUGCAGCGUGGCCCGGAGUGCCACCACCGCCGCUGUGCUCCACGCACUCUGCUUCAGCGCCGUGAAGGAGCCGUGGAGCACGCAGCACAUCCCCGCGCUGUUUUCAGCCUUCUGCGGCCUCCUGGUUUCACUCUCCUACCACCUGAGCAGGCAGAGCAGCGACCCGUCCGUGCUCCUGUCCUUCAUUCAAUGCAGAUGGUUACCUAAGUUUUUACAUCAAAACCUGGAGGAGCUGGCCGCAGACCCUCUCCCCGAGAAGAUGAAAGAUUCCGUGAAGGACAUCCUAAAGUCGGACCUCCUCGUGUGCUCGGUGGCUGCCGUGCUGUCCUUCGCAGUGAGCGCCAGCACUGUGUUCCUGUCCCUGCGCCCCUUUCUCAGCGUGGUCCUGUUCGUCCUGGCCGGCGCCGUGGGGUUCGUGACCCACUACCUGCUGCCCCAGCUCCGCAAGCACCACCCGUGGAUGUGGAUCUCACACCCCGUCCUUAAAAGCAGGGAGUAUCAGCAGCGGGAAGUGACAGAUGUGGCCCAUUUAAUGUGGUUCGAAAGACUCUACGUUUGGCUUCAGUGUUUUGAAAAAUAUAUCUUGUAUCCGGCAAUCAUCCUGAAUGCCGUCACUAUUGAUGCAUUUUCAAUAAGCAAUUAUCGGAGACUUGGGACCCACUGGGACAUCUUCCUGAUGAUCGUGGCGGGCAUGAAGCUGCUGCGGACCUCCUUCUGCAACCCGGCACCCCAGUUCGUCCACCUGGGCUUCACCGUCCUCUUCUUCCGCUUCGACUACCGCGGCCUCUCGGAGAGCUUCCUCCUGGACUUCUUCCUCAUGUCCAUCGUGUGCGGCAAGCUUGGGGACCUGCUGCAGAAGUUACAGUUCGUCAUGACAUACGUGGCUCCUUGGCAGAUGGCGUGGGGCUCCUCGUUUCAUGUGUUUGCUCAGCUCUUCGCCAUCCCCCAUUCUGCCAUACUUUUCUUCCAGACGGUUGCCACGGCGAUCUUUUCUACACCACUGAGCCCAUUUCUCGGCAGCGUCAUUUUCAUCACGUCCUAUGUCAGGCCAGUGAAGUUCUGGGAAAAAAGCUACAAUACGAGGCGCGUGGAUAAUUCCAACACAAGGCUGGUGGUCCAGAUUGAAAGGGAUCCAGCCAACGAUGACAACAAUCUCAACUCCAUCUUUUACGAGCACUUGACAAGGUCCCUCCAGGAGUCCCUCUGCGGAGACUUGGUUCUCGGCCGGUGGGGGAACUACAGCUCCGGCGACUGCUUUAUUUUGGCCUCAGAUUACCUCAAUGCUUUUGUUCACCUGAUUGAAAUUGGAAAUGGGCUUGUCACCUUUCAACUGCGAGGACUGGAGUUCCGAGGGACCUACUGCCAGCAGAGGGAGGUGGAGGCCAUCAUGGAAGGCGACGAGGGGAACAGGGGCUGCUGCUGCUGCAAGCCCGGCCACCCGCCCCACCUGCUGUCCUGCAACGCGGCCUUCAGCCUGCGCUGGCUCGCCUGGGAGGUCACGCGCACGCAGUACAUCCUGGAGGGCUACAGCAUCGUGGACAACAGCGCGGCCGCCAUGCUGCAGGUGUUUGACCUCCGCAGGAUCCUGAUCCGCUGCUACGUCAAGAGCAUAAUCUACUACAUGGUAACGUCCCCGAAACUCCUCUCCUGGAUCAAAAAUGAGUCGCUCCUGACGUCCCUGCAGCCUUUCGCCAAGUGGCACUAUAUCGAGCGCGACCUCGCCCUGUUCAACAUCAACACCGACGACGACUACGUGCCGUGUCUCCAGGGCAUCACGCGCGCCAGCUACUGCAACGUGUACCUCGAGUGGAUCCAGUACUGUGCGCGGAAAAGGCAGGAGCCUCUGAAGACCCAGGACAGUGACGAGGACUCUCCGCUAGUGACCCUGUCCUUCGCCCUCUGCAUCCUCGGGAGGAGAGCUCUGGGGACGGCCGCGCACAACAUGGCUCUCAGCCUGGACUCGUUCCUGUACGGCCUCCACACCCUCUUCAAAGGCGACUUCAGAAUCACCGCGCGGGACGAGUGGGUGUUCGCGGACAUGGACCUGCUGCAUAAGGUGGUGGCUCCGGCCAUCAGGAUGUCCCUGAAGCUCCACCAGGACCAGUUCACCUGCCCCGAUGAGUAUGAGGACCCCGCGGUCCUCUUCGAGGCCAUCCAGGCCUUCGAGAGGAGAGUGGUCAUCUGCCACGAGGGCGACCCGGCCUGGCGGGGCGCCGUGCUGUCCAACAGAGAGGAGCUGCUCACCCUGCGGCACGUGGUGGACGAGGGAGCCGACGAAUACAAGGUCAUCAUGCUCCACAGGAGCUUCCUGAGCUUCAAGGUGAUCAAGGUCAACAAAGAGUGUGUCCGGGGCCUGUGGGCCGGGCAGCAGCAGGAGCUGAUAUUCCUGCGGAACCGCAACCCCGAGCGGGGCAGCGUCCAGAACAACAGGCAGGUCCUGCGCAACCUCAUCACCUCCUCCUGCGACCAGCCCCUGGGCUACCCCAUGUACGUCUCCCCGCUGACCACGUCCUACCUCGGGACCCACCGGCAGCUGCGGGGCAUCUGGUGUGGCCCCGUCACUGUGGACAGCGUCCGGGCUUGGCUUCGGACCAAGUGGCUGAGGAUGCGGAAGGACUGCAAUGCCGGCCAGCACGGUGGUGGCAACAUCGAGGACGUGGACGGGGGGGUGGCCCCACCCACAGGUGCCCCAUGUGGGGACUGCCAGGAGAGCACGGAGCAGCCCAGGAAAGAGGGGACCCCAUACUGGUCACCCCGCGAAGGGACACAGAGCACAGGCAGGAGGAAGGGCAGGAGCCAGUCUGUCCAGGCACAUGGGGCGUUAAGCCAAAGGCCACCCACCUUGAGCUCGUCCGGCCCGAUCUUAGAAAGCCGCCAGGCCUUCUUGCAGACGUCCACGUCGGCCCACGGGCUGGCCCCAAGGCUCUCGGGCAGCCGGCUCUCCCUACACACCUCAGCUGCGUCUCUGCACUCUCAGCCCCCACCUGUCACCACCACUGGCCACCUGAGUGUCCGUGAGCGGGCCGAGGCACUGAUCCGGUCCAGCCUGGGCUCGUCCAGCAGCUCCACCCUCAGCUUUCUCUUCGGCAAGAGAAGCUUCUCCAGCGCCCUUGUCAUCUCGGGGCUCUCGGCCGCCGAGGGGAGCAAUACCAGCGACACCCAGUCCUCCAGCAGCGUCAACCUCGCACUGGGCCCCUCGGCCAGGGCCGCCAGCCAGGCCACCAGGCACUUCUCCGAGCCGUGUGACCCCACUGAUGCCGCAGAGCAGGGGCAGCUUCGCAGCCACCGUGCGGCCUCGGGCCUCGGGGUGGUCUGCAGGAGAGCCAGCCAGGAGGACAUGGGCCUGGACGACACGGCUUCCCAGCAGAGCGCCUCGGAUGAGCAGUAGGGUGAAAAAGGCCACCGGUCAUGA
This is a messenger RNA of Miniopterus natalensis, 6408 nucleotides long. It is a transcript of the gene PCNX2, whose product is annotated as pecanex 2. NCBI's taxonomy places the organism in Eukaryota, Metazoa, Chordata, Mammalia, Chiroptera, Miniopteridae. Gene Ontology annotation, cellular component: membrane. The record is from RefSeq and is a predicted model, not a curated record.